AUGACCGACCCAAAGGAAGAGAAGCCAGAGAACGACAAGUCAGAAAACGACGACCAGGAUUCCAAUGAAUCGAAAGAGGCUGCCAAAGCAACCGCGGAAAGCACUAAGAAUGCUGGCGAUGAGGAUGAUUCACCAGCAAAGGAAGAUGAGGAUACCUUGAAGACGCCGAUGAAAACGGAAACGAAAAAGGAACCUGAUACUGCGGAAGAGGACGAUAAUGAAAGCAAAUCAACGGCACCGCCAGUCGACGAGUCCUCGGUGGCGACACCAAAGACGAAUGGCUCACCCGCAUCUGCGACUGCCUCUGCCAGCAAACGGACCAUGCCUCCGGGAUCCCGAAGGGGUAGGGCUCCUGCUGUCAAGGGAUUAACAAUUCCAUUUCGUACUGUCAAGAAGGCAAUGAAACUAGAUCCGGAUAUUCCCAUUGUCCAAAAUGAGGCAGCCAUCAUGGUGACACUUGCUGCUGAGCUAUUCCUCAAGCAACUAGCAAAGGACAGUCAUGCGAUUGCCCAAAAUAGAGGUCGCAAUACCAUUCGUUAUGAAGAUGUCGCGGAGGCAAGGUCAAAUGAUUCUGCCUUGGCUUUUUUGGAAAUGCUAUUGCCAUAA
Messenger RNA from Cylindrotheca closterium, 606 nucleotides. The record is from the annotation of a GenBank genome assembly. Lineage: Eukaryota; Bacillariophyta; Bacillariophyceae; Bacillariales; Bacillariaceae.